Molecule: messenger RNA, 1180 nt
Organism: Dimorphilus gyrociliatus
Lineage: Eukaryota; Metazoa; Annelida; Polychaeta; Dinophilidae
Source: the annotation of a GenBank genome assembly
GAUAUUGAAGUAAUAAUCCCGCAAUAUCGCUGAUUGAGAUUUAUCGUUUACGUUAUUGCAUUGUCUAUUGACCUGUAUUGUUUUUAGAAAUAUAUCAGUUAUGUCGGCAAAUUCAUCUCAAAAUCAGGAAAUUGAUCCAAUUCAUUUUUUCAAAUCUACUCUUCCAGAAUUAAAGACAAGCAUCUCGAAUUUGUUCACUCAAAUAGCCGAUUUCAUAGAGGGUCAUAAGAAAGCUGAGGACUGUAAACAGCCGGCUGAUCAAGCUGCCUCCCAAGCUCUUUCCAAAGAAAUAGGGAAUGCUUAUGGCCUACUGGAUCAAUUGGAGUACAAUUUAAAACUAGCGGCGGAAGUGUGUCAGGAAGCGACCGACAGCCAACGUCACGCGCCGUUUAAUCUGAACGAAUUGGUAGAUGUACAGAAAAGCCAGCAGUCCCUACAAUCAGUCUCCCUGAAUAACUACACCACGAUAACCCAGACUCACAUUCAGAGCAUUCAGAUCAUUCGCGAUUUACUAGUGGAAUUCUCUAAAGCGAUUAGUAAAAACUCGACUUUCCCGGCUUCCUCCCUCUCGCAUACUCAACCUCUCCAACAUCAGAACAUUGCUUUGCAGAUGUCUAGAGCAUCAACCUUGCCAUAGUCAUCCGCUGGUCAACAUCCACUCAUAUAGACUUCUACACUUUAGUCGACAUUUGAUAAUUAUUUUUCCGUUGUCGUAAAUAAAUAAUAAACCGUAACGGCUGAUGCGACGGUCCCAGGCGAUUAUUACGACUAGAUGGCGCUGACUUGUGAAAUAUGUCGAUAAAAGUAAAAAAAGAAAUUUUUCUACUGCCUUUUGCGUGCUUUUCCAAUUAGACGUUGUUUCUGUUCCUUCUCUUUUUGCCAAUCGGCCUUUACUUGAGCGUCACCGUAGCCCUUUCUUUCUUCCUCCUUUUCAAAUGCAUUUGGUACCGCCUCCAGUUAUAACUAGCAACUCAGCGCUUAAAUAAGAAUUGUACGAAAUGGCAGACAUACGGAAAACGAAGUAAUAAAACGGAAGAGAAAGCGAAAGGAAAGUGGGAGACAAAUGAAUAAAAAAGAGACUGAAAAGCUUGCGAAAAGAGAGAUAGAGGGGGCAAAGUAGGAUGAAACCAACGACCAAUAAUUGAGCGGCGUUCUUGUUUGCGUUUUAAUUGCGUUGCCG